CGUCCGAUCCCUAAAUGAUACUCUACAAUAAUACCUGUGAAUAAUACUACUGCAUACAUAUCUACUAAGUCUGUGUAUUACUAGAAGUCAGCUGUUUUUGUGUGAAAAUAAAAGUUCUUCCUUUUCCAAAUGAAAUAUUUAAAUAAUAAAAAUAAUUUAUUUGUAAAACUUGGAUAAAUGUAACGUUAAAAGUACAUAAGUGGUAAAAUUAUAAGUUAAAUAAAAUAUUGUAAGCUAUUUAAAAGUAGUGCUUUUAUCUUAUACGAAGAGUUUAUUUAAAAUAUUAAUUAACUUUUGAUGUGGUAGUAAAAUGUCUAAUCCAGCGGACAAUAUUACAAAAAGUAAUGGCUUAGGAUCCGAUCCUAUGCAGAGACUAGCUUCAUUUAGAACCCCCCGGGAUCUCUCUUUAGGCGGUGUAAAACCAAACAAAAAGGUAUUUAUACCUAAUUUAAACGUGACUAGAAACAAAAAUAAAGGACCUGCAAACCUAAGUUCUCGUGAUCACAAGAAGGAUGACAAAGGUCGUAAAGAUCGCAAAAAUGACAGAAAUAAAAAUUUCAACAGAAAUGGCCCAAAUGUUAUAAAAUCAACUGGGGUAUUUUCUGAAGGUCUGGCCAGUUCUGAACGGCAUACAAGUAGAUUUUCUUAUGGAAGAGAUUCAGACAGUGGUGGCACUCCAGCUUUACAAAAGCCGACCCUAAGGGUCAAAGAUGUGAUAAAGAUUGACAAAGAGUUAGAAGAAGAGAAGAUCAAAGCUGCAGUAGGAGAUUGCUCUUUAUUAGAUGACGGUCCACAAGAAAAUAUCAAAUAUAUCAAUGAGAAAGAUGCACCUGUUAAGCUUCCAAUGGGUGAUGGAGGAUGGUCAAUUAAGAAAGGAAAGCCUACGGUGGUUGUUAAGCAGGAGGUGAAAGUGAAAAAUGAACCGAAAGAUGGUGUAAAUUGUAACAUAAAGAUCGAGCAUAAACCACAAGUGGAUGUGAAAAAAGAAGUCUAUGAAGAUACAGAUGUUGUUGACAUUCUGGGAACAGACAAACCUUCACUAAUAUUAUUACAGUUACCAGAUUCUCUACCCGGACGAGGUGGCAGCGUGGACGAUGAACCUAAGCGGAAACAUAACGAACAACCCUCCACAUCCGUCGGGGAGACGCGCGACGAGAAACCUGAAAACGUGGACAACAAGUGUCGCUUAGCAGAUCUAGAAGAAGGCAAGAUUGGUAAACUGCAGAUACAUAGAUCGGGCCGUGUGAGACUCGUACUAGGAGAUACUGCGUUUGAGGUUUGUUCUGGAACAAAAAGCGCGUUCCAUCAGGAGGUGGUGUCUCUAGCGGUGGACGAUGCAUCUCGUUCCGCGAACCUCGUGGCGUUAGGAGCUUUGCAACACAAACUAAAUCUUGUGCCCGACUGGGAAACUGCAUUCACUGAUAUGGUUUUAGACGAUAUGAUGACCUAGAAGCUUAAUAUUUAUUAUGUACCUAAAUAAAGUUAUUUUCUUU
This is a messenger RNA of Diatraea saccharalis (sugarcane borer), 1493 nucleotides long. NCBI's taxonomy places the organism in Eukaryota, Metazoa, Arthropoda, Insecta, Lepidoptera, Crambidae. The record is from the annotation of a GenBank genome assembly.